AUGGCCCAAAUGACGGCCGCCACUAGGUCGACGAAGACCGCAAGGCAAUUGGCAAAGAUCAGAGAAGUAAGGAAGGUCAAAGGCGCCAUCCGAUGGCACGAACGCGCCCGCGAACAGCGCCACAAAAUCGUAAAGGAGCGCUUCGACGACAGACGGGUCUUCAAUGAAGUCAGGAAAUGGAGACAAGAUAACGUCGUUAAGCCCAUCAAAGAAGCGAAGAGGAAUCUUAGGGAAGACUACGAGCUGGGCCCGCUGCGACCGAAUCGCGCCGUUGGUCCCGGAGCAGACAAAUAUGGUGUCUUGAGCAUGGAGCAGCUGAGGAGACCACCUAUCGCCGUCGACACGUGGAGGCGCAAGAACGAGGCCAGAGAAGCUAAGGGUGUGGAGCCUGAAUAUCCGCUUGUGGUGGACGACAAAAAAUAUUUCCCCGUCGCUGUCGAUGACCGUGUAAUGGUCUUGAAGGGCAGAGAGCAAGGCAAAAUUGGUGUUGUUCAGGAUGUUCUUGCCGAGUCGCACGAGAUUCUGAUCAAAGACAUCAACAAGCACUACACCGAUGGUCGGAUAUUCUUCACCCCCGAAGGCGAGAUCCCCGAAUCGAAACGCGAAAUUGAAGUCCCGCUGCCGUUAGAGGAUGUUCGCCUUGUAAUUCCCUACCGGAUGAUAAGUCAGGAUGCAGACGGCAACGAGGUACAUACCUGGAACGAUGUUGUCGUCGAUAAGAUCGUCAUGGAGCGCCACACCACGGGUAGAGACCCAUUCACGGACAUCGAUUACGGCACUCAAGAAUUUCCAGAAGAGCACCGCUUCGACCCUGAAACCGGGCUUGCCAUCUUCAACCGCUACAUCGCCGGCACCCGCCAACGCAUUCAAUGGCCUUGGGAGACUGUCCUCCCAGAAACAGAAGAAGUCGCCCAGUCAACCAGCAGCAAAGAAGACAACACAUCUCUCAUCGGAAAGCUCAAAUCUCCCAUCAAGACCCUCAGAUCCACGCUCGCCAAGCGCAAAGAAUCAGACCAAACCGCAACGACCUCUCAGACCGAAGAUCAAAUAGAAGCCGAAAAGCUGCAAUCCAAGCUCGACCAAGUCAACCAGGUCCCAGAGCUCCCACGCAGCUCGCCCGCAAAUCUCCCCCCAGACUACGACGACGACACCGGCCGCAACAAAGCCGAGCCCUCGCCCCACACCUCCUCCUUCUACCCGACGCUCGUCUACCCGCCAUUCCCGUCCGAGCUCACCUCCGAAAUCCAGGAGCACGCCAAGGAAGUCGAUACAGCUGAGCGCAACGAUAAGCAAGACUGGUACGCAGACGCGAAGGAGGUCACGCCGGAGGAGCGAGCAGAGCGCAAGGCGGCGAAGGUGGAGAAGCUCAGGCGGAAGGGCGUGCCUGAGAGCAUGAAGACGCCGUUGCAGCUGAGGUGGGAGGUUGAGCGGAAGAAUAAGCUGGAGGCGAAGGAGAAGAGCAAGGUGGAUAGGGAGGCGUUAAUGAUUGCGUUGGGAAGGCAUAUGGAGGCUAAGAGGGCGGCGAGGAGUCCGGCGAAGGGUGAAGCCGUGGCGGAGCUGGAUUAG
Messenger RNA from Didymosphaeria variabile, 1566 nucleotides. RefSeq lists its product as uncharacterized. Bases 1 to 1566 code for a protein of 521 amino acids. Gene Ontology annotation, biological process: translation. Lineage: Eukaryota; Fungi; Ascomycota; Dothideomycetes; Pleosporales; Didymosphaeriaceae. The transcript is spliced from 2 exons. The record is from RefSeq and is a predicted model, not a curated record. Gene Ontology annotation, molecular function: structural constituent of ribosome; RNA binding. Gene Ontology annotation, cellular component: mitochondrion; ribosome.